AUGCCAUCCGCAAAGACUGUUCUGGUGACAGGCGCCAACGGCGUCAUCGGCCAAGGCGUAUGUCGGGCAUUUUCUCAGGCAGGCUGGACGACGUACGGCCUCAUUCGGAGUGCACGAAGCGCUCAGGACUUGGUCCGUGAAGAAAUCAUUCCCAUCGUGGGAUCUGCUACCAACUACUCGUCGUUUCUUGAUUCGCUGCCCCCGAUUGAUGUCCUCGUGUCUUGUUCUGAAGACAUCAAGAACUACAAAGCUCAUUUUGACGAUGUGCUGGCGAUGUUUUUGGGGAUCAGCUCCGCCUCUCUUCGCCAGGGUGGCUCGAAGCCGCUGGUCAUAUUCAGCAGCGGGUGCAAGGACUACGGCACAACUGCACGGCACGGCGACCCAAAUCUUGCGCCGCACACCGAGGACAGUCCCCUCAACCCUCCGGCGCUAUUGGCGAAUCGCACACAGUGCGCGAUGAGUAUGUUCAGUCACACCGAAGCAUUCGAUGCCGUGAUUACGAGGCCCACCACCAUCUUCGGGCGUUGGGGGAGCUGGUAUGCUGUAUUUUUCAUGUUGGCCGAAGCUGCCAAAGCUGCAGGUCACAACAGCUUUACGCUUUAUUCAACGCCCAACGCGAUUUUGCACGGGGCACACGUCGACGACGUGGGAAGGGCGUACCUCGCGAUCGCAGAAGCCCCGCGACAGGUGGUGGCAGGACAGGUCUAUAAUGUCUCUGCCCACUCUUAUGAGACGCUUGCCGAUAUAGCCACAGCAGUGGAAAAGAGCCACGGCGUAAAAGUCGUCUAUGCUGAUCCCGGACCAGACGACGACAAGGAAUUUGGCGUCAACUCGGUUUUCAAUUUUUCCCAGUGGGUCGACUCGACCAAGCUCAGAAGCCACACUGGUUGGCUGGACCGGAAGCCGCUGUUUCACGAGGCGUACGAUGUGUACAGAAGGGCGUGUGAACAGGCCAAGGCCGACAAGAGUGAUCAGUUUGUGAGGUACAAGGAAUACCUCUCUUUGCUGAAGGAUCCGAGGUAUAUUUUCGAUCUGGAGGGUUAG
Messenger RNA from Fonsecaea nubica, 1044 nucleotides. RefSeq lists its product as hypothetical. Bases 1 to 1044 code for a protein of 347 amino acids. The transcript has a single exon. The record is from RefSeq and is a predicted model, not a curated record. Lineage: Eukaryota; Fungi; Ascomycota; Eurotiomycetes; Chaetothyriales; Herpotrichiellaceae.